Molecule: messenger RNA, 1309 nt
Organism: Daphnia pulicaria
Lineage: Eukaryota; Metazoa; Arthropoda; Branchiopoda; Diplostraca; Daphniidae
Gene: Tsen2
Product: tRNA-splicing endonuclease subunit Sen2-like
Exons: 6
Coding region: 395-1108 (237 amino acids)
Biological process (GO): tRNA splicing, via endonucleolytic cleavage and ligation; tRNA-type intron splice site recognition and cleavage
Cellular component (GO): tRNA-intron endonuclease complex
Molecular function (GO): nucleic acid binding; tRNA-intron lyase activity
Source: RefSeq, a predicted model, not a curated record
ACGCGGGGGUUGGGUAAGCGACAUAUAUCGAUAUCUUAGCUCAGUUUUUCCAUGGUUUUUCACUGUCGUGUCGCGAUAUUCAAGCCUUUCAAGGCUUUCUUAUAAGAACUCGCGGAACUCCAGAGUCCAGAUAAAAUCACCGAGAUAGCUCUGCCUUGAAAACCUCUGAAACCAAUCAAGUUAUCAAACCAGAAGAUCAAACUCAUCUUUGUUUUUGUCUCUGAUCUAACAACCGUCUGCUACAACCAUAGACUACAAGACUUCGUAGUCUAUGCUUCAACUCCGGUUAAGAUUUAAAAACUCAACAUCACAUUCAUAUGCUACGUUAUUUGAGCAGUUAUUAUUAGUUACUGACUAAUUUGACUCAACGAAUUAUUUUCGCAAACCAUUAAGAAUGUCCAACGAAAAUUUCUUUAAACGUAAGAGAGGAUUUCAUAACUUGAUUUAUUCUCCUACGCCUUUUCCGAAAAAUUUUAUUGUCGGUUCCUUUAACGGUGACAGUAUAGUUAUAGAAGAUAUGCAACAGAAGCAAUUAUUGUAUUCUAAUGGAGGCUAUGGAAAAGGAAAUCUAUCGAGAAGUGUACCAAAUUUCAAAUCAUGUAUUUAUAGUGAUGUUGAUGAAACUUCUAACCUCAUGCUUGAGGAGGCCUUUUUUUUAAGUUAUGUCGUGGGAUGUUUGCAAGUAAAAUUUCAAGGCAUAUUCUUGAAUCUUGAUGAAAUUUGGAAGUUGUUUAAAAAAUCCACCAGUAACUUUCUGCCUCGGUAUCUCUCUUAUCAACAUUUUCGGAUGGCUGGUUGGGUAGUCCGAUCAGGGAUCAAAUUUGGCACUGAUUUCAUAUUAUACAAACAAGGUCCUGAGUUUCACCAUGCAACAUAUUCUGUCCUAGUUGGUAACUUGAAUACUGUAAUUGAAACUACUGACAGUUGGGUCCAACUUGCCACUGCUAACCGUAUUACAGAAUCUGUAUCAAAGGAACUCUUGCUCUGCAAUGCUGUACUUAUUCAGGCUGAACCUGAUUUUUCUUCUCCUGCGUGCAUAGAACAAUUCCUCUUAAAUGUGGUAGUUUUGAAGCGAUGGGUUCCCGCUUUAGAACGUGUUAUUGAUUAAUUGUUAGGCAUUCUUGAGAGAGAAAAGGAACUGUCAAGUUUUUGAGGGUUCCGAAGUUGUCUUGUAUACUAUUCCCGCCGCCACUUUUCUGCUAUGACCGUUUUGGGUCGUUUCUUUUUUUUUGUGGAUACAUACAAUGAUGGUUUUGGCUGUUUAGUACCGCACAAACAAUCAUUUUAAUAAAAGAUAUAAAGUGUGAAA